AUGUAUGCGCAUAAAGAUUCAAGUGGAAGAGUAACAGACGAAUUUCUUAGCGGAGCAGAGAUAUUCAUGUACCAGGCCGGACAGACGCCUCUGACAAACGAAACGGGUAAAAUGUUCUGUCCUUGUCGUAAAUGCAACAAUACGAAGUUUGCUGCUAGUGAUACCGUUUGGAAACAUAUAGUAAAUAUAGGAUUUACUCCACAUUACUAUAUUUGGUGUAACCACGGAGAAGGUGAUAGUAGGAAUGAAGCUAGUAGUAGUAAUCAGGUUGAAAAUGUUCGUAAUAGAGUUGAACCACAUUUGCCUUCUGAAAGUGUCAUUCAAGAAGAUCAUAUGGUAGAUCAUGAUAGAAUGCAUGAUAUGGUUACCGAUGCAUUUCGUGAAACUACAUCAGUAAUAGAGGAGGUCAAAAAUGUAGAGGGGCCUAACUUGGAUGCAAAAAGAUUUUAUGAAAUGCUAGCAGCAGCUAAUGAGCCAAUUUAUGAAGGUUGUAGAGAAGAGUAUUUGCCUGAAGAGAAUUUGUGUGCUGAAUCUUAUUAUGAGAUUCAGAAACUUGUUCAUAGUCUUGGUUUACCUUCGGAGAUGAUUGAUGUUUGUAUAGACAACUGUAUGAUAUACUGGGGAAAAGACGCAGAAUUGUUAGAGUGUAAAUUUUGCAAGAAACCACGAUAUAAACCGCAAGAACGUGGACGGAAUAGGGUGCCUUACCAGCGGAUGUGCAACCCCCGCAACGUUUAUCUUGGGCUCUGCACAGAUGGCUUUAGUCCAUUUGUAAUGUCUGGAAGACAAUACUCGCUUUGGCCAGUCUUCUUGACACCAUACAACCUUCCACCAGAGAUGUGUAUGGAAAAAGAAUUGCUUUUCAUGAGUAUAUUGAUACCUGGACCAAAACAUCCUAAGAGGUCCCUUGAUGUUUUUCUACGACCUUUGAUAGAAGAAUUGAAGGAAUUGUGGUCAACAGGCGUGCAAACAUAUGAUUGUUCGACGAAAACAAACUUUACAAUGCGAACAGUUCUAUUGUGGACUAUUAGUGACUUUCCUGCAUAUGGGAUGUUGUCGGGUUGGACGACGCAUGGAAGACUAUCUUGUCCAUAUUGUAUGGGAAGCACAGACGCAUUUCAGUUGAAGAAUGGUAGGAAGACGUCUUGGUUUGAUUGCCAUCGAAGAUUUCUUCCCAUUAACCAUCCAUACCGAAGGAACAAGAAAUUGUUUCGGUCAAAAAGGGUUGUACGGGACACCGCUCCACCAUAUUUAUCUGGAGAGAAAAUCGAGAAGGAUAUUGAUUACUAUGGUGGAUGCAGCACAGUCAUCAAAGGCGGUAAUUGGCAUACUCCUGCAAAUAUGCCUGAUGGUUACGGGACUCAGCAUAAUUGGCACAAGAAGAGUAUAUUUUGGGAACUUCCAUAUUGGAAAGAUCUACUUCUGCGCCACAAUCUUGACGUGAUGCAUAUAGAGAAGAACUUCUUUGACAACAUCAUCAAUACAUUGUUGAAUGUCCCCGGCAAGACAAAAGAUAACAAGAACUCAAGGUUGGAUUUGCCUGCAUUAUGCUCUCGGAUUGAGCUGCAUAUUAGAAACGAUGGGAGAAUUCCAGUUUCCAUUUUCAGAUUGUCAGCAUAA
Messenger RNA from Raphanus sativus (radish), 1620 nucleotides. RefSeq lists its product as uncharacterized. Bases 1 to 1620 code for a protein of 539 amino acids. The transcript is spliced from 3 exons. The record is from RefSeq and is a predicted model, not a curated record. NCBI's taxonomy places the organism in Eukaryota, Viridiplantae, Streptophyta, Magnoliopsida, Brassicales, Brassicaceae.